UCAUAGAAGCGCCGCACUCGUCAGUCACGGUGCGCUGAGAAGGCAACGCUGUAUUCAUUUACAUCCGUCUAUGAUCGAUCAAUUAAUGCAUGCACGGAAAUUACACAUUCAAUUGAAGAAUCGAUUUGUUGUCAUGUCACCAUGAGAGCUACGUACGAAUGUAAAUCUACUAAAUAAAUACACUACGUGAACGCUGCCAAAUAGGCGGGACUUCCUUCCGGCUGUCAGUCGAGUUUGGCUGUUUAUCGCAGUGCGCACACAUCAACUGUGCAACGAUCAGAUAGGUUUCUACACAUGAUGCUGGGUCAUCUGAUGUGUGGAGGUCCGGGCCUUCUGGCCCUCUUGUGGACCUUCAUACCGCCUUUAGUUUCCCCCCAAGGCUUAACAGAGCGCCCCAAACUGCUCCUGGUGUCCUUCGACGGUUUUCGCUGGGACUACGUGAACCGCGUCCCCACGCCAAACUUCCACGUCCUUAUGCAGGAAGGCGUGACGGUGGAGCAAGUGAAGAACGUGUACAUCACAAAGACCUUACCCAACCACUACAGCUUGGUGACGGGCCUCUAUGCCGAGACGCACGGCAUCGUCGCUAACGACAUGUUUGACCCGGUCCUCAACCGCUCCUUCUCCAUGGAGACAGAGAGCCUCUACGAGUCCCAGUGGUGGGAGCAGGCGGUGCCCCUGUGGGUUACCAUCCAGAAAUCCGGCGGGCGAAGCGGCGCCGCUAUGUGGCCCGGUUCCGACGUGAAGAUCCACGGAAUAUUCCCUACUCGCUACCUCCCAUACAACGCCUCAGUCGCCUUUGAGACUCGGGUGGAGCACCUAAUUAAAUGGUUCUCUGCACCUGACCAGGAGGCUGUGGAUUUCGGGAUCCUGUACUGGGAAGAACCGGAUGAGAGUGGACACGAUUUUGGGCCAGAAAGCUCCCAGAUGGACGGCGUCAUCGCCGACGUGGAUGAGAAACUGGGCUUCCUGCUCAACGAGCUGAAGAAGGCGGGCCUGUAUAAGAAGGUCAACCUGGUAGUGACCAGCGACCACGGCAUGACUCAGCUCUUCCCCAAUAAGAUCAUCGAACUGGACGAGUACGUGAGCAGAGACCUUUACACCUUGGUGGACAAGAGUCCCGUAGUGGCGAUACUGCCCAAAGAAGGGAAGCUGGAUGAGGUGUACAACAAGUUGUCCGAUGCCAACCCCUACAUGGCGGUCUACCGUAAGGACGCCAUCCCCGAGCGACUGCACUACCGCCACAACGUCAGGAUCAUGCCCAUCCUGUUGGAGGCUCGUGAGGGAUGGACCAUCGUCCAGAACAGGAGCACACCGCUCAUGUUGGGAAAUCACGGCUAUGACAACACUCUGCGCAGCAUGCAGCCCAUCUUCUUCGCCCGCGGUCCGGCCUUCCGCCAGAACUACGUGAAGCCCACCAUGCUCUCUGUGGACCUGUACCCCCUGAUGUGCCACAUCCUGGCCAUCCCACCUCUGCCCAACAACGGCUCCCUCUCGGACGUUCGGGACCUGCUGCACCCGGAGCCCACGGCGUCCCCGCCUGGUGUCCCCACCCCUGCGGGGACGGCGCGGCCCACCUCCUUCCCCGUAUUGUUGGGGUCCCUCCUGGGGGUGCUGCUGGUUGCGGGCUUCCUGAUUGUGUUUGUUCAGCAGCUGACGCUCAUGCAGCUGCCCUUGCUCAAGCAAGGCAGCAGGGAGAUGUCGCAGCCUUUACUGCAAGAGGAGUUGCACCUGUAGCCGGAAGCAGCUGGACUCGUACCCCAUCCUGGAGGAGGUCCAAUCAGGAGCAGGUGGGGACUCUGGUCCAGUGUGGAUGCUUUUGGUGGUAGAACUUCAAAACCUUAGUGUGAAGCUUUUUAGUGGCUUUCUUUGUGACUCGGGCUUCAAAUGGGUGGAAACGUAUUUCAAUUGGAACUUGGUACUUUAAAAGGGUAAACGUGUCAAAGAAUUUGAGACAAUCUCUCACAAAAGCGAGGUAUGGCAACAUGCCCUGGAAAGAUGUUACCCUCCUAUAGAAAGCCGUUUUGAGUUAUUUCCUUUGUCGAUCAUCUCAGUCGCUGUUCUCAAGUCUAUACGUGUGGUCGGUUCUUUUUAAUCUUUCUAUGUUGGUGGAAUGUGAAGUGCAGUUUUGCCAUUGUGAGUAUUUCCUCUCUUUGGAGUUUGUUUUUUUCCUCGUUGCUUCGGGCCAGAACUGUUCCUGCGAUUUGCACUACAUGACCGACAGGGGGCAGUAGACAGUAGGGUAUGUAUACGUUACAUGUAGUGGGGGGGGGGGAAUAAAAAUUAGGUGCCUCUCGCCAAAAAGCUUUUAAAACAGCUUGGUCACUAAAGUGUUAGAAAGUUAGAGUAUUUUUUCUGUCUUUAUGGCUUUUAGAUUAGAGCAUUUACCCAAGUCCCCCCCAAAUGACACUGUGAUGUAUUGUUUUUCAUUUUCUAUGAUACAUUUUCAAACGGAAAGAGGGAAAAGUGUCUUGCUGACAGAUGAAUGAGAGAAACACCCACACA
Messenger RNA from Syngnathus acus (greater pipefish), 2505 nucleotides. It is a transcript of the gene enpp5, whose product is annotated as ectonucleotide pyrophosphatase/phosphodiesterase 5. The coding region runs from base 295 to 1737 and encodes 480 amino acids. The transcript has 4 exons. The record is from RefSeq and is a predicted model, not a curated record. NCBI's taxonomy places the organism in Eukaryota, Metazoa, Chordata, Actinopteri, Syngnathiformes, Syngnathidae.